UGGCGAGCAGAAACCCCAGCUCAGUUGGCAGAUCCCAGACCGACCUGUGACCUGAUGACUGCAGCGAACUGAAGGGGCUCUUUCGAGCGUUGGGUGAUAUCCAAGCUUCUUUUUUCCGCAUGCUCCCACGCACUUCAGCAUACCAUCCCCCAGACCGCCAAACCUCGCAGCGACAUGCGGACCCCCGAGCUGCGCUGCUAGAAUAGCCGGUGUUCGACUGAGUGUCUUGUGCUUAUGCACAGCCUUGAGCCUUGAAUUGCGAGUCUAGGCUCGGGUUGGUCUGGGAAGUAGCACGAUACCCCCGAGCUCAUAGUGACAUCUCGGCCUUCGGGAGUGCACUACGGAUUGGGUAACUCGGGGUGUACAUCUGCCAUGGUUCCUUUUCGACGGUUAUCGCAGAGAGGCAGACGCAGCUUGGAACACGAUCGCGACGCCUUCGAAUGGCACGACGAGCGCGACGAACACAUCAUGACGGCUACGUUUCCGAUCCACCCGCUGCCAUCCAUGCAGGCGCCCUUUGAGGAAUCCAUGCUCGAUGCAACAGGCGAGACAGGGCAUGUGCCCUUCGUGAACCCGAAGAAAAGUGUCAAGACUCGGCAGCUAUUGUUGUGUAGAGAUGAGGGAGCUGCAGAACCCUCGUGGAACUUCACAUACAACUGCCAUUGGAGGAACAACCCAAAGGGCAAGUUCCAUCCCCUAGUGAAGACAGUCACCCAGAUCGUCUUUGGCCUACACUUGUUGCACCAGCAUCUGGAGAAGUCGGUCGCUGAUGUUGCGGAUAUUCUACUCAAGCAUGUCAACGAGCUCGACAGUUUCCUGCAGCGGGCGAACGAAGACCUCGAGAGUAGUCUGAAAGAUAUGCUAUUCAGGCACAAGUGCUUGAAGGUACCUAUGGAACACGUAAACGAGUUCGAUCGACUCCUCGAAGACCGCGCCUAUCGAGCUCAACUACUCGACGGCAACGUAGUUAUCGAACGCACCAUUGGGCGCAUGUCUGAGAUGCUGAACGACUAUCUGAUCGAUAUAAAUACCUUCCAAGAAGCGAACCAAAAGCUCGACCUCUACUUGCUCGACAUUGGUGAUGCGUGGGCAUAUCACAACGAGGAUGUUGGGAGGAUAUAUUCGGCCAUGUGUGGCAAUACCGGAGGCUGGUCGCAAUUCUUGCAGAGCUUGGUUGCCAAAGCAGAGAAACUGGGCGUAGUGCUUGUGCAAGUGAGCAGUUACUGCAACGAAAUUGAGAAGCGGUGUGGCGCUGCCAGCCGACGUAGCAUGAUCGCAACACGAACCUCAUCGCGAAACUCGUCCAAUUCGCGCGACAAUGGGCGCGGGUUCCGUAAUGUUGCGAACAACAAGCCUCUCCCAACAACUCCGAGCGAGCGACCGCCAUUCAUGACAUCGCCAAACAAUGGUAGCGCAACUCCUCCCGAUACCGAACCUCCCCAGCGGUUUUCUCAAGCACAAAAGCCCAAACCUCAGCUCCAGCCAGACGUCCUUCAUACAUCCGACUGUACCGCAGAUACCCCAAAACGAAGCGAGGAAUUCGCAUCUACAUCAGCAACCUUGAGUACUGACGUAGAUGUACGACGCCAGACAGCGUCCAAGCAACCCGAGUACUACCACGAAGCCUGGCACAGCGACGACCAACGUGGCCGCGCCGCACCACAAGUAGACUCCGGUCGCACGAGCCGACUCUUUGGGCAUCGGCGGAACCUAUCUAAUAAAAGCACAGAAGAGACAUUGUUAACGCCAAAUCGGCUACCCACCAAACCAGACGACACCCCACCUCUGACUGGAAAAGACUCGGCGUACUCGUCUGUAUCUGGCGCUUCGGGUAUGUCACCUACGGUUGCGUCGCCGCGAUCGGCCUCGUCGAUGUCGUCAAGACAGACGGCGCAGUUUGGGCUGUUUCCGAGUCGGAACCUUACGCCCAAGAGCUCUGUCUCGGGGCGACUGGGUGCUAUGUCUCCUGCGUUUGGACCGACGCUGCGCUCGGCCAAAUCUGCGGAAUCGCCGACUGGUAGUCGCCCUACAACGUCUAUGAGCAAUUUCUCGGAUGCCAGCUCGAGUAAGCGGUUGAGCAAGAGGAGUAGUUUUACGAGCUUGAAGAGGCUGUUUUCGAAGAAGAAGCCGGGGGAUAUAGAUAGCAUUGCUGAGUGACGUCCCUUCUCUGUUCGUUCGUUGCCUUCUUUCCUCAAACGGCCUUUUGUCUUGCGCCGUUAGGUUAUAUACCCCUUUGAUUGCUCUUCUCUUCUCUUCUCUUCGUUGAGUGUGUCUAUUAAACUUCUCUGUGCACUCUUCUGGCGGCCACUAUUCGUGGCUCUCUUGGGUCGUAUACCGCCUUUUUCAUAGCCGUAAUGUCAUGACGAACAAUGUGUAAAGGGUCUGGAUAGUCUAUGGGUACUGCACAGGGGAAUCGUGGAAGGAAGUGGAGGAGAGCUUCGUUGCUGGCGUACUGCGUCACGCCUGGGGCUGCGAAAUAGGGAGGGUGUUGCAGGUAUGGGAAAGGCGCUAUGCGGCAGGUAG
Molecule: messenger RNA, 2523 nt
Organism: Cucurbitaria berberidis CBS 394.84
Lineage: Eukaryota; Fungi; Ascomycota; Dothideomycetes; Pleosporales; Cucurbitariaceae
Exons: 2
Coding region: 373-2157 (594 amino acids)
Source: RefSeq, a predicted model, not a curated record